GCCAAAAUUGUUAAAAAAAAGAACAUCAUAUACUUCAUCUGUUCCAAAUCAAAUACAAAAAAUCCACUUUUCCACUAUUCACAAUUUUUACUUUGACUAAGAUUUUUGAUUUAUACACAAUGAAAAGCAGAGUCAAGUGGGAUCUUAUUAGAUUCAUCUCGUGACGUACUUUCAUAAAAUGUAUUUUAAAUAAUUUGACUUAUAUGUAAUUAUAGGUAUUUGUGGUCAAAAUAAUGUCUCGCCAUGUGUUACAGUGAAUUUGUUGCAUUUGAUUCGGAAUGAAGAAAAUACUAUUAUCAUGUUCUUUACAUGUACAACAUAAAAAAAACAUUGCAUAUCAAAAUUGUUAAUUAGAACAAAUAUAAAAAAGAACACGUACAAAUGCCAAAAUAACAUUAUUCUUCUUGAACACAAAUAGCUUGAAAUAAAGAUAUCAAUGAUAUUUAUAAUAAUAACAACGACAUUGAUAAAAAUGAUCAAUAUUAAUAAUUAAUAAUUAAUAAUUAAUAAGUACAACAAUGAUAUUAAUAAUAAUAAUAAUAAUAACAACAACAACAACAACAACAUAAUAAUAAUAAUAAUAAUAAUAAUAAUAAUAAUAAUAAUAGCGUUUAGUAAUACUAAUAAUCAUAAUAAUUAUCAUACCAAUCAUGAUACCAAUAAUAAUAAUAACAAUUAUAAUAAGUUUUUAAAUAUAAGAAUCAUUUGAUCUGAUCUGAACUUAUCUGAUCUGAUCUGAACAAUUUGGUCUGGUUUGAUUUGAUCUUAACUGAUCUAAUUUGGAAUAAGCAAAAAUAAGGUGAACUGAACAUAGCCUAAGUCUUUCAGCAAAUGGUUAACAAAUUGUUUAAUUUUAUUGGUUUAGUAAUAAAAAUUUAAUUAUCUUAGCUCCCAAAAAAGUCGAUAAUUUUUCAACAUAUAUAAUGCUAUAUUUUAGUGUAUAAUACUUCAUUGGGGAUAACACAAUCCACGCUAGAUGAGAGUUUGACCACAUACAAGGUUGGCAGGGUUCCAUCCUAAAAUCAAUUGGUGAUAGAUGGAGUAACCUACCAAUCUAGCUAUGUCUUAAUGAUCCUCUCUUUAUUUCUUCACUUUAGACAACUCCUAAAUCACAUGUGAGUUAUACUUUUAACACAAUUCCUUAGCAAUCCCUUGUUAGAUCACUUAAAAGGCAAUUGUGCAAGGAUGCAAGUUGUAUGAUUGGCCACUGUGUAGGCUUACUAUGGAUACCUCCAAGUGAAUAGCAUAUAUAAAGAAGCUUUAAUAGAUAAAGAAAAGAUGGCCGGGGCCAUAUUGGGGUUAGUGCCAAUGGUAUAUGAAUCUGGUAGACGUUUAGUGGAGGUUGACAUGAAGCGCGCUGAGCUCAAUAAUGUACAGAAGGAAGUGAGAGGGAGAAUGGAGUACAUGGAUAAUAUAGCAAGAACUGAGGAGCGAAAACCUGGGAAGAAGCGCAAGAAUGUGUUGAAUGCUUACUUCAAGCAAGCAGAAGGGUACAUAGUGUCAGCACAAAAGGUGUUAGACGGAAGCCAGGAAGGGCAGUGGAAAGUGAAGCGUAUGAAGUGGGUGCCCAGCAUUGAGAGACACCACAAGGAAGGACAGGAGCUUGUGAACAAGGCCAACCAGUUGCUAGAGGAAGGCCUGACAUACGAUGGGGUUAGAACGCAUGGCGAGAAGUUACCUUUGGAAGAGAAUCAAUACAUCUGUGAGACUGUUCGUGGGCUACAGGAUAGAGCAUUCAAAGACAUGAAAGAAGGCAAUGUGAAAUGCAUCGGUAUAUAUGGUCAUGCUGGAGCUGGAAAGACCAAUCUCAUGAAGCACCUCUACAACAAAGUCUUUGAUGAUGAGGAGGGUUUCAAGGCUGUUUUUUGGGCUACGGCACCUAAAUUUGAGAAUGAUCCUAGAAAGUACAACCAAGCCUUGCAGAAGUGUGUGGCUGAUGGGAUGUGGGUUGAUUUAGGAAAUGAUGUUGCUCACGAUGAGGCAAGAACUGCAGGAAAGUUAUUGGCAAAACUCCAUGAAAUUGGCUCCGACAAGCCAUCAGUUUUCUUCUUGGAUAAUGUGACACAUGAGUUUCCAGCUUAUGAACUUCUAGGCAUACCGUCUCAGAUGAAUCCAGAAAAUAGUGAUGCGAAAUGCAUCCUUGUGUUUAGUACAUUGUCCAGAGAUGUAUGUAACAGGAUGCAAUGCGACCUCACUCUGAAGAUGGACUUACUAGAGAAGAAAGAAGCAGAGGAGUUGUUCUUGUAUGAAGUCAGAAACAGAGAAAUUAAUGAACAUCAGCUAUCAAAUCGUGAAGAACGAAGGAUCAAACAAGAAGCCGUAAAAGUGGCAAAUGAAUGUGCAAGAAUGCCACUAGCUAUCAUUAUCAUAGCCCGGUCCAUGGUUAAUAUUAAAGAACUUCCGGAAUGGAAAAACCGUCUAAAUGAGCUGACGGGAACCAUCAGCAGCAUCCAUGAUGAGGAGGAUAAGAUACUGGAGCAGCUCAGAUUUGGGUAUGAUUGUUUGGAAGAUAACACUGUCCAACGUUGCUUUCUCGUCGCUGCAAAUAUGUUUGCCAAGGAUGAUCAGAUUUCUAAACUAAAUAUGAUUAAAGAGUGGAAGAAUCGCAAGCUAAUUGGUAUAGACAGACCAACUAAGUUUGUGAAUGAUCAGGGUCACACUGUACUGAAUCAACUUGAGAGAAUGUGUUUGAUUCAAGUUGCACCAAACAGUCAAAUUCUGACUAUGAACAAGUGGAUAAAGAAGAUGGCAAACAAGGUUUCUCAACCUGUUCAUUGACGGAUAUCGAGACCUACUCAACUCAGAGUCAGAGUUCAACUAGCUGAUCGCAAGUUGGCAGUUUGCUGCAUACCGGUGAACUUUUUUGUCGGAUAAGAUCUAUUAAAAUAGCUAUUAGGUUGGAAAAGACCUAAUAAAAACUUUUUUGUUCAAAAACCUAUUAUCUUCCUUUUGUUUGUUAAUUUAGACCAUCUCAACAUUUUCUGGCCAUGACUUUUUUUACUCCCUUUCACCAAAGUUUAAUGACAACGGAUUUUUUGGUUCCAUUUAAUGAGAAGAGGGGAAAAAGUCAAGGCUAAAAAAUUGACUUUUUGGUCGGAAAAUAUACCUUUUGGCCGGAAAAUGUUGAGAUGGCCUGAAGUAACAAAUGGAAGUAAAACAAAAAAAAAUUAGGUCUUUUCCAACAAAAUAAGUAUUUUAAUUAGUCUUAUACUAUGUUUACAAAAAAAAUCUACAUACUAUAUAUUUCCGUGCUGAGAUAAGAAUAUCUAGGAUUUUUUUGAGCAAUUAAUAUGAUUUCACAAACUCUUUCAAUA
This is a messenger RNA of Beta vulgaris subsp. vulgaris (sugar beet), 3314 nucleotides long. Its product is annotated as probable disease resistance protein At1g15890. NCBI's taxonomy places the organism in Eukaryota, Viridiplantae, Streptophyta, Magnoliopsida, Caryophyllales, Amaranthaceae. The record is from RefSeq and is a predicted model, not a curated record. The coding region runs from base 1279 to 2778 and encodes 499 amino acids. The transcript is spliced from 2 exons. Gene Ontology annotation, biological process: defense response to other organism. Gene Ontology annotation, molecular function: ADP binding.